AAGCAUGACAUACUUCAGCCUAUGCAUUGUACUCCACCUGGCAGUUGCAGUGUACUGCGUUCCAGUGGCAGAGAUUAGCAUUCAAGAUGAAAGCUUGGCAGAGAGUUACCUGAAGAAGUUCUUCAACCUGACGGAGGAGCGCGGCCCUCCUUCCAGACGGGGGAUCAGUCCACUCAGCAAGAGGCUGAGUGAGAUGCAGAGAUUCUUUGGUUUACAAAUCACAGGGACGCUGGAUGCUGACACCUUGGUGAUGAUGAAGAAGCCUCGCUGUGGCGUUCCAGACAAUGACUUUGCCCGUUUCUCCACUUUUGGAGGCAACCUGAAGUGGGAGAAAAACAGCCUGACAUACCGGAUAGAGAACUACACACCCGACAUGUCCCAGUCGGAGGUAGAUGAUUCCAUCCAAAAAGCUCUGGACGUUUGGGCCAAAGUUACUCCUCUUCGAUUCACUAGAAUCUACAGCGGCACAGCAGACAUCAUGAUCUCAUUUGGUCGCCGAUCGCAUGGUGAUUAUUACCCCUUCGACGGCCCUGACGGAACUCUGGCCCACGCCUUCGCUCCAGCUCCUGGCAUCGGAGGAGACGCCCACUUUGACGAUGAUGAGACCUUCACCUUCCGCUCAAAUUCUGGAUAUGUUCUCUUUAUGGUAGCAGCCCAUGAGUUUGGUCACUCCCUGGGCUUGUCUCAUUCCGAUGACCCUGGUGCCCUCAUGUACCCCAUGUACUCGUACAGAAACCCCGACACUUUUCUUCUGCCCCGCGAUGACGUCAAAGGCAUCCAACAUCUCUAUGGUCCGAAUACGGAUCCGAAUCAGCCUGGACCUACACCCCCCACGACUCCUGAUGCAUGUGACUCCACCAUGGUUCUGGACGCUGUAGCCACCCUGCGUGGAGAGAUGCUCUUCUUCAAAGACAGCUUCUUCUGGCGAAGCCACCCUCAGAGAAGGUCACCUCAGCAAAGUCUCAUCACAAACUUUUGGCCCAACGCUCCAGCCAACAUCGACGCUGCUUACGAGAGCCAGCAUUCCGACAAAAUCUUCAUCUUCAAAGGUCGUCGAGUGUGGGCUUUCUCUGGCUACAGUCUGGUCCGAGGCUAUCCCAAAAAACUCAGCAGCUUUGGUCUGCCCAAAAGUGUGAGGAAAAUCGAUGCAGCUUUCUAUGAUGCGGAAUCAAGAAAAUCUCUGUUUUUUGUAGGUAGUUAUUACUACAGUUUUGAUGAGGCUGUCAACAGAGUGGACAAUGGGUUCCCCAAACGCAUUGAUCAGACCUUUUCGGGCCUGAGUCAAGUAACGGCAGCUUUCCAGUAUAGAGGUUUUACUUACAUCUACAGUGGACCCUACAUGUUUGAGUACAGCUUGGGGAGCGGGAGAUUGUUCCGUGUACUGAGGAACAGCUACUUCCUACGCUGGUGCUGCAAGCGUGCAGAGCCCAAGAGGAAGAAUUUAUACGUGCACCUAUUCUCUAUCGGCAGGACAAUAAUCAUGGAAGGUCCACAGACUGCAAAAGUUGCGAUUCUGAUGGUGGCAAUCGCACUCGGUGGAGCUGUGCCUGCCAUCCCAGACAGCCAAGAAGAGCUCUCCAAAGCCCAGGAUUACCUUUCCCAGUUUUUCUCUGAAGUGGGCGUGACGGCCGGUAGCGGCACGUGGCGUAGCGGCCUUGAUUCCUUCACAGACACUCUCAAACUGAUGCAAGAGUUUUUUGGCCUGGAGGUGACCGGAGAGCUGGACUCCAACACCAAGGAAGUGAUGUCUCGCCCUCGAUGCGGUUUCACAGACUUGGACAAAUACAAGUACGGCCACUUUGACGGACAGCCCAAGUGGGACAAGAACGUGAUCACGUACAGGAUAACAGAAUACACGCCGGACUUGAGUCAAACUUACGUGGAUGCUGCCAUUGGCAAGGCGCUAGAGGUCUACAGUGCGGUAAUCCCGCUGGAUUUCAAGAAGAUUGACAGUGGCACGGCGGACAUCAUGAUCAAGUUCAAGGGUCAUAAUCAUGGAGAUUUUGCUCCCUUUGAUGGUGAGGGUGGUGUCCUGGCUCACGCUUUUUCCCCCGGUGAGGGCAGAGGAGGUGACACUCAUUUUGAUGAAGAUGAAAAGUGGACUCUAACCUCGUCAGGAGUCAACCUGUUCUUGGUGGCAGCCCAUGAGUUCGGUCACGCGCUUGGAUUGUCACACUCUAAGGUCAAAACAGCCCUCAUGUACCCCACCUACCAGUACGCUGACACGGAGGGCUAUGUGCUACCAGACGACGACAGGCAGGGAGUGCAGGCACUCUACGGAGUGAGAUCGUCACCUCAACCCACAGCUGCGCCACAACCAAAACCUGAACCCGAGCCUGAACCUACUUCAAAACCAGUUCCAGACAGGUGCAGCAGCAAUUUUGUUUUUGAUGCUGCAACCUCCAUAAAUAGUUACCUUUACUUCUUCAAAGACAGCUAUCUUUGGAAGAGAAGCAGCAACUGGGAUGGCGUCGCCACAAGGAAAAUUAAUUCGAUCUGGCCUGGAAUCAACAAAGUCGAUGCUGCUUACGAGUACAAGCGAGGCAACGUUGUCGUUUUAUUUGAAGGGAACCGCUACUGGCAGGUCAGACGAAACACUGUCCUACCUGGUUAUCCCAAACCUCUCAGCGACUUGGGCUUGCCUGCAGAUGUCACCAAGGUCGAUGCUGCCGUCCAUGUAACAUUUCUGGGAAGAACCCUCCUUUUUGUGAAAAACAAAUACUGGAGCUACAGUGAACGGCGGGGACGAAUGGAUCGCCGGAACCCAAAACUUAUUCGCACAGAGCUCCCUGGGAUUGGCUACAGAGUUGAUGCUGCUUUUGAGAACAGAGGUUACCUGUACUUGUCGUAUGGGCCGAGGCAGACGCAGUACGAUUAUGUCAGAAGAAGAGCGGUUGGCACUCUGAAAAACAACGACUGGAUGGACUGCGAUUAAAUCUGAACGUAUUAGCGUACGUCUACACCAGAGCUGGCCCUACCCAACGUGGCGCCCUUGGAGAGAUUUUAUUUGUAUAUGUUUUAUAAUGUAGCUUGAAAAGAAAUUGAAUGGCAUUGUUUUUACCGUUGUCUUUCAGAUAUCAUGUCACCCGGCUUACAUCCCAAAUAAAUACAAAAAAAUCUGAAAAAAACAUGAAUACCCUUCCCACAAAAGAAAAAUCCUGUAAACAAGUGAAAAAUACUAAUCGGAAUAAUAACAAUAAUUCAAUAUAUAAACUACAUUUACACUACGCAAUAACUAUAUACAAAAACAAAAUAAAAUAACUAUACAAAAGCUAUGUAAAAUACCUAUGUACAACUACAGUAAUCCCUUGUUUAUCGUGGUCAGUUGGCUCCAGAACCCAACCGUGAUAAGUGAAUUUCCGCAAAGUAGGAUUCUUUUUUUAUAGAUUGAAUUUUUUUAUAGUUAGAGCAUAGGAAAGCUGUUUACAGCCUUCUAAAUACGGUUUUUAACAUUAUUAGACCCCUCUAGACAUGAAAUAAGACCCCUAAGGUCACCUUUACACUCAUAUUACCCAACAUGGUAGACAUAAUGAGAGAAAAUAAGACAUAAUGUAGGAUACUACAUAUCAUCACAACACAUUCUGUACAUACCCCUGGCCUACGGUUUGUUUCAUUUGAUAUGCUUACGACACGCUCAUAUAGUAAUAAUACAAACAUACUUGUACAUUAUAAUUACACACGCACGCACACAGUUCUGACACACAACCACUAACGUGACGAUGAUACUACGUUGGACACCUGUACACAGGCCUUUGUCUUUGAAUGCCUUACAUUUGUUUUGUACUUCAUUUAGCCUUUUUCAUGCUUGAAAAUACUUAAUUUAGACCAAACAUACAUACAAUUUGCUUAAACAUGCAUAUCUCUUGCUAGUAAUAAGCUGAAGUCAACCACAAAACAGCACUGAUUUUUUAACACACACCUUCCAAAAAGUUCAACUUUUGUCUGGUCAGACCACAGAGUAUAUUCCCAAAGGUCUUGGAGAUCAUCAACGUGUUUUCUGGCAAAAUUGAUACGAGCCUUGAUGUUUUUUUUGUUCAGCAGUGGUUUUGGUCUUGGAACUCUUCCAUGCAGGCUGUUUUUGUCCAGUGUCUUUCUUAUGGUGGAGUCAUAAACACUGACCUUAACUGAGGCAAGUGAGGCCUGCACUGCUUUGGAUGCAGUUGUGGGGUCUUUUGUGACCUCUUUGUGGAUAAUGACUCUCGCUGUGGUUCUCUGGAGUCCCAAAGCUUUAGAAAUGGCUUCAUAACCUUUUCCAAACUGAUAGAUGUCAAUUAAUUUCAGUUAAGUUAUGUUGUAACAGGGGGGGAAUCCCUUUUUCACACAGGACCAUGUAGGUUUGGAUUUUUGUUUCUCCACUAAUAACAUUUUCAUUUAAAGACUGCAUUUUGUGUUCAUUUGUGUUGUCAUUGACUAAUAUUUAAAUUUGUUUGAUAAUCUCAAACAUGUAAGUGUGACAAACAUGCAAAAUAAUUAGAAAUCGGAAAGUGAAAACACGUUUUCAAACCACUGUAUAUUGAACGUGAAUUGUGAAGAUCAUGGCGCCGUUAGCAGCCGCCUAUAAUAAUGCCUCAUGGGCAGUUACACCGUAGUUACUGUUGACACCAUCUCUCAUCCAGUAGGUCCCAGGGGAUUUUCUGUAAACGGCUUCAUAAGCAUGUGUAAUCUUACAGUAGUUAUUAGAAUGACGUAUAAAGCAGUGUAAUGUCAGCGUCAUCUGUAAUAAAACCUUGCAAGUCAAUGAAAACGA
Molecule: messenger RNA, 4747 nt
Organism: Dunckerocampus dactyliophorus (ringed pipefish)
Lineage: Eukaryota; Metazoa; Chordata; Actinopteri; Syngnathiformes; Syngnathidae
Exons: 20
Coding region: 5-2935 (976 amino acids)
Biological process (GO): extracellular matrix organization; collagen catabolic process; proteolysis
Cellular component (GO): extracellular matrix
Molecular function (GO): zinc ion binding; metalloendopeptidase activity
Source: RefSeq, a predicted model, not a curated record